CAUUUGUUUUGACUGCUGUGAAGCUACAGUUUUAACCAAUAGCAGUGCACACAAAAUGGCCUGGCGAAGAAGUAGCGACAGUAACUCGAUGUAGUUUUCUAGAAAGUAAAGUUUUUUUUUGUUUUUUUUUAAAGCUUCGUACAUUUCAUUAAAUACAACUCUUGGUACUUCUACGGAGUCCCCACGGAGUGGAGGUACGGAGCAGCUGAUUUUAGUUAAAACAGGAACGUCGAGAUGAAAUUUUGGUUCCAUUGCAUGUGCAAGCAGCUUCGAAGUGGAAUUUAUAUAGUCUGUUAGUUUAAACAUUUCCAGAUGACAUUGACAGUAUCCUAUUAAAAAAGGUAUUGCCUAAGGACAUAACUCUUUCAGAUGUAUAACCAAUCACAGGUAACUGGCUUCACAGCCUGGGCUAAUGUGCGUCUGUUGGCAUCGGACCACCAGGUCACCAAUGUGUUAAAGGAUCUCUUCAUCGGCACACAUUUAAAAGCCCUUUUAGAAAGUUUUACUGGGAAGUCACUGAGAAGAAUGCAAAGUAUGGAUGGACUGACCCUUCAACAGGUCAUUACCAGAGUAGAAUGGUUUGUGGAAGAACUAAAGAAAGCCAAAAUCAUCUCUGAAAAUGACAACAUCAAUUGCCGUGCAAUUGCCAGGAGAAACUAUGAAUGUGUACUUAACUUACUGUGGAAGCUGAUCGCACAUGAUAUCUGGUUCACCUGGGAGCGCUCCAGCCAGCUGCAGCUCUCUGAUGACAAGCUACUCUGCUCAAUUCCCUUUAAGUGGACUCCAGAGGCGCCACCUACAAGCAAAAAGACAGAUCCACCUUCAGGUUCCACUUUGGCUCUUUUUGCAGACCUGGAAGCAUUGUCCAGUCGAAUCAAUGGAUCCGGUGUCUCUCCAACACCUGAAGCAUGUCCACAGCCUGAAGUAGAACCUUUCCCAGGUCGUGAUCUGGCAAAGGCUUACAACAGCAAGAUCCCUAUAAGAGGCUGGGAAUUCUACCCUUCGCCAGAUCAAUGCAUUCUAGAAAUGGUGAACUCUCAUCUACAGAUGUCUGCAAAAGGAAAGAAUCUGCUGGCAAAGAGCUUGGACAACCUGGUGGACGGGCACAUCUUGUGCUGCUUGGCCAAUUCCUUUCUGCCUGGCACGUUCACCACUGAGGUUCUCUUAAACGACAGGUGGUCAGCGAACCUGGCUCUGAAGACGAUGGAGAAACUCCUGUAUGUGUCGCCUUCAUUUACAUCAGACGAUUUAUAUCAGGGAGAUUCCACGGCUGUGUGUGCCUACAUGUGCUCUAUUUUCAUGGCUGGCUAUAAGUAUAAACAGUGCAGAGCUGUGGCACAAAGUGUUAAAAAGUUGCAAAUCCAGAUUGCAGCAAUAAGAUCGAAUCUCCGGGUGUUCCCAUCUGAAAUACUGGAGCUGAAUCAAUUCCAGCAGAAAAGUGAAUUACAGCAGAGGCAAACUGAAUUACAAAAAGAACUGGGAAGGCUUUGCACCUCAUAUGAUGUGAAAUCCUGUCAGAAGUGGAUGGCACAUGCUGAAAAGGUGCAGAAAAAGACCUGGAAGUACAUCAGGCAAAAAAUGAAAGGACGCUUUGAAACAGUAACAGUCCCAAGGAAUAUAACAAUUACCGGCCUUUGCCUGUCACUGUUAAUCGAUCUAAGCCUCACCAGAGGGGGUGGCUUUUAUCUGGCACAAGAGAAAGAGACUGUGGCAAGGAAUCGAAGGAUCAUCCUUCAGAAUAAAGAGACUGGGGAAUACAUUGACGAUUUCUCAGGAUUCCAACCACAUGUUUCUGUUAGGAAGAUACUGAGUCUUUCUGCAACUGAUGUCAUUGAACCCAGGGUCUAUCAGAAAUACAAGAUAUUUCUUGAAAGCGAUUCAAAAAACAAGAUUUUGAAAAAAAAUUCCACCUUUCUCUACCAAGUGUUUCCAGGAAGUGCCAGUCACUGGCAACAGCUUGUGUUCAAGGCAUUGAGAUCCAGAGACUACACAGCAGUAAAGGACAUGGUCCUGUUCUUUAGGACAACUCACAAUGAGGUCAUCAACACUGAAGAUCCUUCCACUGGAAACACAGCUCUGCACUUGGCCUGCCGGAGUGGACACUUUGAGACAGUGUUGCUGCUUCUGGAGAAUGGUGCCUCUCUGAACGUGAGGAAUAAGAAUGGAUGCACACCAUGCUUCUUUGCUGCUGCAGGCCAGCAUCGCAGUGUGUGCCAGCUGUUAAUUGAAUGGGGAUGUGACUUCCAUGCUAAGGACAGCAGAGGCCAAGGCCCUCUCGAUUCCAUUCACAGUGAGCGUCUCAAAGAGUACUUACUAGGGUACAGUGCGUUUUGGUCCUCUGCCGUUCCCGCAAUCAUGCAUGGUGGAGCAGAUGUCCUGUAUGAGAUUGUGCAGAAGCACCUUCAAGACGUGGCAGGGAUGGCCAGUCUUCGAAGCAGAUGUAUAAACGGAAGCACAUUGUUACACACAGCAGCUUAUUUUGGAGAAACCGAUAUCAUUAAAACCUUAUUGGGACUGCAAGUGGAUGUUAAUUUGCUGGACUACAAAGGAGCAACUGCUUUGCAUAGAGCAAGAGAUUCAGAAACAAUGCAGUUUCUAAUAGACCACGGGGCAGACGUUAACCAGAAAGACGAUGAUGGCAAUACACCUGCUCACAUGGUCUGCUAUGGGGAGCAAGGGAAAGACACCAGGCUGGACUGCUUAAGACUUCUGCUCUCUUAUCACGCCACAACAGUAAAAGCAAAUAGAAAGGGCUUGCUGGCAAUCCACUGUGCUGCAAUGCAAGGCAGGAUUGAUGUUAUUGAGCUCUUACUUCAGUGUGACAGUGAUGGACAGAUGCAAAGGAAAAUUCACAGGGCUACGGAAACAAACUCACCAAGCCUGCUAUACCUGGCAGUUGCAAAUGACCAUUUAAAAUGUGCUGAAUGGCUGGCUAUGAGGAGCUUUACUUUCAAACCUACAGAGCAGGAAGAAUUGCUCUACGGAUUGUUUCAGCAGGAGAUUGCCAGGAAAGAGAAGACCAAGACUCUGGAGUUUCUCAUUAAAAGUGGAGUGAGCGUUAACACAGUAUAUGCAGGAGGAGACAGCACACUGCAUCUCGCUGCUCUACAAACAAAUUUGACUGAGCUGUUAGCAUUACUGCUGGGCCAAGGAGCUGAUGUCAACAAACUCAAUGAUGAGCAGUGCUCUCCACUCUUCUAUGCUGUGCAUGUGUCUAAUUUCCAUGGCGCAGCUCUCCUGCUUGAGAAUGGAGCAGGUGUGAUGCUGAGAGAUAGUCAAGGUCUCACUGCAUUUGAUUACAUUCGUAGUUAUGAUGAAUGGAUCGAGAGUGGAUUGUUCUCAGAGGAAAUAACAACAUUAUUAAAAGCGUAUGACCUCAAGCAGACUCGUUCUCUCAUUAGAGGCAUCACCAGAAAGUUGAACGUGUUGGAUGCAAGGAAGCAGCUCCUGAAUAGCAGUGCUUGGUUCAAUCUAGAGUCCUCCCAUGUAGCUGCCUGCUGGGUCAAAUCACAACCGAGGAUCUUACUUUCAAAGUCAGUUAUGCUGCAAGAGAGACCUGACAUGAACUUGACAUCAGACUGUAACAGGCAGCACAGGACGGGGAACAUUAUGUUCCCAAAAAUUAUCUAGAAAAAGAUAUCAAUAUCCACUUCAGGACAGCAACUAGUCACCAUAGGUGACCAAACUGUGUGAACCAGAUUGUGUGUCUGGUCUAAAGUCAAGAACACCAGGUACAGCUCACAACUGACCCACAACACUGCUGAGACACUGCCUUGAUCACCAGAAUUGGCAGCUCUGUUAUGGGGCACCUGUUUUGUCCACCAAUGAAUCAAGAUUUCAUCUGUCCACUAAUGACCAACGUGUUUGAGUAUGGUGCCUGAAGAAUGAUUUGUUCAAUUCAACAUUGUUGAAUAAGACUGUUUUGUAAGGGACUCACUUGUGGUGUGGGGAGGAAUCUGUAUUGGAGGUUGCACAGAUCUUAUUGUGCUUCCAAGGGAUGGAUCUACAGCUCUACGUACAUAAACAGACUUGGACCCUGUAAGAAGACCAUUUGCUGGUGCAAUUGGCCCAGAGUGUGUUCUGAUGAUAAUGCCUGUUGUCACACUGACAGGAUUGUCAUGGAUUAUCUAGAGCAGAAGAUUAUAGUUUAUGAAUUGACCAGCAAGAAGUCCAGACCUUAAUCCCAUAAAAGACCUUUGGGACCUCCUUUGACGUCGCGUUCAUCAGCGUUGUAAUCCUCCACAAGACAUCAGAGAGCUUGGUGUUGCACUGACUGAAGAACAGCACAGGUCCCCCGUGACGUCAUCUGCAGCCUGACUACAGCAUUCUCCUUUGAUGUAGGGAUUGCAUCAACACCAGAGAAGCCCAUACCCAAUACUGAGACAUUCAUAUCACCGUUUUCAAGCGGUAUGAAAAAUUGAUCUUCACACCCCAUGCCAUUAGUUAUUUUGAUUUACACAGGUCUCAUGUUUGCAAAUGUGUCACUGGUGUGACACACAUAAUAAAAUCAAUCCAUCUGUUAAUGUCAUUGUGUAAAAAAUGCUCAAUUGAAAAUGCUUGCACUUGAUUCUUGUUGUUUAUUGUGUUUUGAAAAAAAAAUAAGGGUGAAAUGUUGCUUCUUUUAAUUUUAUUGUGUGUUCAUAUAUUAAAAUGGCAUGAGUUCAUUUAAACAUUGAUAACCUCCUAAAUGAAAUCCUGGUUGUAGAAUAAUGAAGGAACAUGAAUGUAAAUACUGUUUUUAAAAAGAUGCUUGUGUCACCCUUGUGUGGAGUUCUGUUGGCACAUAAAGCCUUGCAUUCAGCCAUGGUCCCUGUGAAAAAUCUCACCAUUAGUUAUGCAUAUGAAAUACACUAAAUGAGUAUAAACCAAAGUAAUUAACCCCACCUCUCUAAGGAACAUCUUAUUUAUUUGAAAAUGAUUAUGCUGCAAUAGGAUGUAUGAAAUAACAAAUAUAGUCCUGUAUUAAUGAUGAUGAAGGUUAGUGCAAUAACUGGUCCAUGAUUUCAAUUUUAACUUUUGAGUGCUGCUUUGAGUGAAAGUCAAUUAACAUAUUUAAAACUAACAGCAUGUACUAAUUGCAAUUUAAAAUACUGUGCGUCACCAAAAAAUGAGUGAUACUGAUAAUUCUGCCAUUUAUGUUGUAACACACUUUUAAAGAUACUGAUUCUUUAUUUUCAUCACAAAUAAAUCAUAUUUUUCAAUA
This is a messenger RNA of Acipenser ruthenus (sterlet), 5203 nucleotides long. RefSeq lists its product as uncharacterized. Gene Ontology annotation, molecular function: protein binding. Lineage: Eukaryota; Metazoa; Chordata; Actinopteri; Acipenseriformes; Acipenseridae. The coding region runs from base 370 to 3630 and encodes 1086 amino acids. The record is from RefSeq and is a predicted model, not a curated record. Gene Ontology annotation, cellular component: cytoplasm. The transcript is spliced from 27 exons.